CAACAAUUUGGCUCUUUGGUUGAGCAGGGUUGAGUAACACUGCUUUAGGCGUAUGUUGGAAUAGUCUGUUAAGCCACCUGAUGGCUGUCAGCUGUUGACAUCAGUGGAAAUGUUGGUUUUGACCAAAAGCAAGCAAGUUUUUUUAAAAAUGAAAUGACAUUACAAAUAGAAUCCACAAGAGCACUCCAAGCAAUUCCCAUAAGUCUAUGUUUAAGGCACUCACAUAAACGUACUUAUGUGUUAGUUCUGUUAUCACAUAAGGGGAUCUGCAUGUGUGGUGGCUUGCUGAUGACAGAUCCUUUACUACAGGAGCAGGACAGCAUCAGCAACAAGCGGCUGCUCUGUGAAUUUACUGGUAAAAUAUACCAGUGGGAUUCUGACUUCCUCCCAGUUGAUUUUGGGGUGAGGCAGGGGUGCAUCUUAGCUCCUACACUUUCCAGUACCUGUACGGACUGGAUAGAGCAGGUAACAGGUGUAGUGAACUGUGGUGUGUUGCUGAUGAUGACCAGAUCACUGAUCUCUGGAUUACCAAUCUUUGCGGAUGAUGCUGUGGCCCCUGUGGGCUCUGAGCUAGCUCAGUGAGGAGCCUGGGAUUGUGCAUAUCCUGGGCCAAAACAAAGACGCAGGCAUUCUGGGUCGUUUUGGAGGCUGCCGUCAAAUCUGUGGGGGGAGUUGUGGAGUUCAUCUAUCUUCUUGCCAGGCAGCAAACCCCUCUGCAGUUGUUGCCCUCUACCCCUGCACCCCCCUCCCAUCCUAUUCUUUACCACAGGGCCACCCCUGCCCACCUAUUUGUGUCGACCUCAGCCAAUGAGAGUCCAGGGCUCUGAGAGGAGAGCACCAGCCCAGAGAGAGAGAGAGAGAGAGAGAGAGAGAGAGGGGGUAGAGAGAGAGCAAGUGUGAACGCAGGGGGUUGCCAGUUUUUAAUCCCAAUCCCACACUUCCAGAAAGUGCCUCUCCGUUUCAGCCAAGAUGGAGAACGCACACACCAAAGAGUCGCCCGAUGUCCUGUCCUACUUUGGCGUCACCGAAGACAGCGGCCUCUCACCUGAGCAGGUUAAGAAGAACCUGGACAAGUACGGCUUCAACGAGUUGCCAGCAGAGGAAGGAAAGACUAUCUGGGAGUUGGUGGUGGAACAGUUCGAGGACCUGUUGGUCAGAAUCUUGCUGCUGGCUGCCUGCAUCUCUUUUGUGCUUGCCUGGUUUGAGGAAGGCGAGGAAACGGUCACCGCCUUUGUCGAGCCCUUCGUCAUCCUCCUCAUCCUCAUUGCAAAUGCCGUGGUUGGAGUCUGGCAGGAGCGUAACGCAGAGAGCGCCAUUGAGGCUCUGAAGGAGUACGAGCCUGAGAUGGGCAAAGUUUACCGGGCGGACAGGAAGAGCGUGCAGAGGAUCAAGGCCAGGGAGAUUGUCCCCGGUGAUGUGGUGGAGGUUUCUGUUGGUGACAAAGUGCCAGCUGACAUCAGGAUCAUCUCCAUCAAAUCCACCACCCUGCGUGUCGACCAGUCCAUUCUCACCGGUGAGUCUGUUAGUGUGAUCAAACACACCGACGCCGUCCCCGACCCCCGAGCCGUCAACCAGGAUAAGAAGAACAUGCUGUUCUCUGGUACUAACAUCGCUGCUGGAAAAGCCACCGGUAUUGCCGUUGCUACAGGAGUCUCCACUGAGAUCGGAAAGAUCCGUGACCAGAUGGCCGCCACCGAGCAGGAGAAAACGCCUCUGCAGCAGAAACUGGACGAGUUUGGAGAGCAGCUCUCCAAGGUCAUCUCCCUCAUCUGUGUGGCCGUGUGGAUCAUCAACAUCGGACAUUUCAACGACCCCGUGCACGGAGGCUCCUGGAUCCGCGGUGCCAUCUACUAUUUUAAGAUCGCUGUAGCUCUGGCUGUGGCUGCCAUCCCUGAAGGUCUUCCUGCUGUCAUCACCACCUGCCUUGCUCUGGGAACUCGCCGUAUGGCCAAGAAGAACGCCAUCGUCAGAAGUCUGCCCUCUGUGGAGACGCUCGGCUGCACCUCAGUCAUCUGCUCUGACAAGACCGGCACCCUCACCACCAACCAGAUGUGCGUCACAAAGAUGUUUAUCAUCGAUAAAGUCGACGGUGAUGCCGUUUCACUCGGCCAGUUUGACAUCUCAGGUUCCAAGUACACUCCUGAGGGAGAAGUGACAAGGAACGGCUCCUCUGUGAAGUGUGGACAGUUUGACGGGCUGGUUGAGCUGGCGACCAUCUGCGCUCUCUGCAACGACUCCUCUCUGGACUACAACGAGUCCAAAGGUAUUUAUGAGAAGGUGGGCGAGGCCACUGAGACAGCUCUGAGCUGUCUGGUGGAGAAGAUGAACGUGUUCAACUCUGAAGUCCGCGGCCUGUCCAAGGUGGAGAGAGCAAACGCUUGCUGCUCGGUGAUCAAGCAGCUGAUGAAGAAGGAGUUCACCCUCGAGUUCUCCAGAGACAGAAAGUCCAUGUCUGUGUACUGCUCUCCUGCCAAGUCUGCCAAAGCCCCCGUGGGAAACAAGAUGUUUGUCAAAGGCGCUCCUGAAGGCGUCAUUGACCGCUGUGCGUAUGUCCGUGUGGGCACCACCCGUGUCCCCCUCACAACCCCCGUCAAAGACCACAUCAUGUCGGUCAUCAAGGAGUGGGGCACUGGGAGAGACACCCUCCGUUGUCUGGCUCUGGCCACCCGAGACACCCCUCUGAGGAAGGAGGAGAUGAACCUGGAGGACUCCACCAAGUUUGCAGACUACGAGACUGACCUCACCUUCGUGGGCUGUGUUGGCAUGCUUGACCCUCCUCGCAAGGAGGUCAUGAGCUCCAUUGAGCUGUGCAGAGCUGCAGGCAUCAGAGUCAUCAUGAUCACUGGUGACAACAAAGGCACAGCCGUGGCUAUCUGCCGUCGUAUUGGCAUCUUCAGCGAGGACGAGGAUGUCACCGGAAAGGCCUUCACUGGCCGUGAGUUUGAUGACCUCUCUCCUUACGAUCAGAAGAGCGCUGUUAGGAAGGCGUGCUGCUUCGCCAGAGUGGAACCCUCCCACAAGUCGAAGAUCGUUGAGUUCCUGCAGGGCUUUGAUGAGAUUACCGCCAUGACCGGUGACGGAGUGAACGAUGCCCCCGCCUUAAAGAAGGCGGAGAUUGGCAUCGCCAUGGGCUCUGGCACUGCCGUUGCCAAGUCUGCCUCUGAGAUGGUCCUGGCUGACGACAACUUUGCUUCCAUUGUGUCCGCUGUAGAGGAGGGCCGAGCCAUUUACAACAACAUGAAGCAGUUCAUCCGCUACCUCAUCUCCUCCAACGUGGGCGAGGUCGUCUGCAUCUUCCUCACAGCUGCCCUCGGUCUCCCCGAGGCUCUGAUCCCCGUCCAGCUGCUCUGGGUCAACCUGGUGACUGACGGUCUGCCCGCCACCGCUCUGGGCUUCAACCCCCCUGACCUGGACAUCAUGGGAAAAGCUCCACGCUCCCCCAAAGAGCCACUCAUCUCAGGCUGGCUCUUCUUCAGAUACUUGGCCAUCGGAGGUUACGUCGGUGCAGCGACUGUAGCAGCAGCAGCCUGGUGGUUCCUGUACAGUGAUGACGGCCCAAUGGUCACCUUCCACCAGCUGUCUCACUUCAUGCAGUGCAGCGAGGAGAACGAGGACUUUGCGGGGAUCCACUGUGAGGUGUUUGAGGCCGCUCCUCCAAUGACGAUGGCUCUGUCUGUGCUCGUCACCAUCGAGAUGUGCAAUGCUCUCAACAGCUUGUCAGAGAACCAGUCUCUGGUGCGUAUGCCUCCCUGGAGUAACGGCUGGCUGGUGGCCGCCAUGUCUCUCUCCAUGUCCCUCCACUUCAUGAUCAUCUACGUCGACCCGCUGCCCAUGAUCUUUAAGCUGACUCACCUGAACACUGAGCAGUGGAUGAUGGUGCUGAAGCUCUCCUUCCCCGUCAUCCUCAUCGACGAGCUGCUCAAGUUUGUGGCUCGUACAUAUCUGGAGGGUAAAGUCUAAAGGUGACGUUAUAGCGGAGAGCGCGUGAAGCAGAGAGAGAGCGGAGAGACUCGGAGGAGCAAUCUGAGCGCUCGCGCUGCAGAAAGCUGCCAAAAGCCGCAGACGUGAUUUUAAACACGCCGUGGCGUGAAAACAAACACAUUAAAACCAUCUGAAAAUAAACCACAAAGAGCUGCAAACUAUUUUUCUGUGUAUGUACUGAAGUUAAUAUAUAGGUGAGAGUUAUUAAAGCUAUAUGUGUUGAUUCUGUUCUUAAAGAAUAAAGAGAUGUUACAAACAAACUGA
Cheilinus undulatus (humphead wrasse) is the source of this 4245-nucleotide messenger RNA. It is a transcript of the gene atp2a1, whose product is annotated as ATPase sarcoplasmic/endoplasmic reticulum Ca2+ transporting 1. Lineage: Eukaryota; Metazoa; Chordata; Actinopteri; Labriformes; Labridae. Gene Ontology annotation, biological process: calcium ion transmembrane transport; intracellular calcium ion homeostasis. Bases 970 to 3960 code for a protein of 996 amino acids. The transcript is spliced from 27 exons. Gene Ontology annotation, cellular component: membrane. The record is from RefSeq and is a predicted model, not a curated record. Gene Ontology annotation, molecular function: ATP hydrolysis activity; P-type calcium transporter activity; ATP binding.